UUAGACAAGACUGCCCACACACGGGAGCUAAAAGGUAACAAAGAACUACCCAGGUUCAAAGAACACAAAAUCAGCUCACCAGCUUAUAAAACUGCAUGAGUACAUGCUCUGAAAGAUAGCUGCCUAUCCUUUGGGAUUACUGACACAUCUUGAACACAUCUAAGAACGAUAACAGUAGAAGCGUUUGAAAGAGCAAGGAGAAAUCUUAUACAUCGUCCCAUUUUAAAUUCAUGUAGCAUUCUCGAGCAAGAAGAUUCAUAGUGUGGCUUACAGUUGGGGACAAAUGGACACAGAUAUCCACAGCACUUCUCAGUGUGUUUAUAAUAGGCUUGCACAGGAGAUGUGCUCAAGCUUAACAGGAGUGGCUAUCGUCUUCGAAAGGGAAAAAGUUCAUUAGCUUUAUGCACAAAAUGUGAUUAAUCACAGGUGAUUAUGUUUAUCAUGAGAAAACCAGUCAUGAUUUCAAACAGUAAAUGUAACAUUAUUGAAAUUCUAACAUCAAUAUAUGGAAAUAUGCUCCUGUCUGAGAAGUCAUUACUGAUGACAAAUACAUGGAGUAGGAAAUUGCUUCCAUGGUUCAAGACAGAUGCUGUGUCUUGUAAUGGAAGGCAUCAGACAACUGAGCAAAGAUACUGAAAGGGUGAGUUAGUGGAAAUUAAAAAAUCAUAUUAAGUGGUUUGACAGAUUGAAUUACAAACCUGAUGAUUCAUUGGCUCUGACAGAUGAGCCAUGUGUGCUAAAGGCAAGGCUAUUGCAAGACAUCUUGACAUAAGAUCUGCUUUCUGAUCUCUCCCUUGCUCUGCUCCCUUCCCCCAGCCCCCUCGGCACUCUGAAGCUGCUCCGCUCUGCAAACACGGCCCGAUGCCAACUCCGCAUCCCGCCCUCACCGUGCGUCCCACAACACCCAGGGAUUCGAGCUCAUUUUUGGUACGUAAAAGAACACGUAAAUCCGCACUAAAACCGUGCAAACGCCUGGCACAGCUCGGAGCAAGGGGGCAGCUCCCGCUCUCCCAGCAUGGCCCCGACACGCGCGUCCCUCACGCGGCGCACCAGCUGCGCCUCUCCCGCUGGGGCGGCACCACGGAGCAUGCGCAGAGGCCGCUUCGCCCCUUCCGGCAGCGCAUCAGAGCGGGGCAACAUGGCGGCCUCCCUGCCCGCCGCCCGCUGGGCCCGCGCCGCCGCAGCAGCAACGGCAGCAUUGCUCUUGGGGUGCUGCGGCGCGGCGCUCGCCAGCAGCGUCCAGGAUCAAGCAGAACAGUUCUUCAGAAGCGGACAUACAAAUAACUGGGCAGUUCUGGUAUGUACAUCUCGAUUCUGGUUUAAUUACCGUCAUGUGGCAAACACUCUUUCAGUAUACAGAAGUGUCAAGAGGCUGGGCAUUCCUGACAGUCACAUUGUCUUGAUGCUGGCAGAUGAUAUGGCAUGUAAUCCCAGAAAUCCUAAACCAGCUACUGUGUUUAGUCACAAAAACAUGGAGCUGAAUGUCUAUGGAGAUGAUGUGGAAGUGGAUUACAGAAGCUAUGAGGUUACUGUGGAAAAUUUUUUGCGUGUAUUAACAGGAAGAAUCCCACCAAGCACUCCUCGAUCUAAACGUCUUCUUUCUGAUGACAGAAGCAAUAUUUUAAUAUAUAUGACAGGCCAUGGUGGAAAUGGUUUCCUAAAAUUUCAAGACUCUGAAGAGAUCACGAAUGUAGAACUUGCUGAUGCCUUUGAACAAAUGUGGCAGAAAAGAAGGUACAAUGAAUUGUUGUUUAUCAUUGAUACUUGUCAAGGAGCAUCCAUGUAUGAACGAUUUUAUUCACCUAAUAUAAUUGCCUUGGCUAGCAGCCAAGUAGGAGAAGAUUCUUUAUCACAUCAACCUGAUCUUGGGAUUGGUGUUCAUCUUAUGGACAGAUACACGUUCUACAUGCUAGAAUUUUUGGAAGAAGUUCAUCCAGCCAGUCAGACAAAUAUGAAUGACCUCUUUCAGGUCUGUCCAAAAAGUUUGUGUGUUUCCACUCCUGGGCAUCGAACUGAUCUCUUCCAGCGAGACCCUCAAAAUGUUCUGAUUACAGACUUCUUUGGCAGUGUAAGAAAAGUGGAAAUUACAACAGAGACAAUUUCUUUGGACCAUGAUUUAGCUGGCUUUGAAAGCGAGCUGCCAAAGGAUGAAUUGGCAACAGAACCACUAAAAUAUGCUGAUCAACUUCCUGUAGCUCAGAUAAUACACCAGAAACCAAAACCAAAGGACUGGCAUCCUCCUGGAGGAUUCAUUCUAGGACUCUGGGCAUUGAUUAUCAUGGUUUUCUUCAAGACCUAUGGAAUCAAACACAUGAAGCACAUCUUCUGAAUUUGAGCAAGCAAGAUGAUUGCAUUGACUGCUACUUUGGAUUCACUGGUGUCAUCUGAGUUUCCUUUAUGUAUAUUAUGGUUGUAGUGAAAAACAGAGUUGGGAUCUCACUUCUAAAUGUUCUUUUGACAUCAUCUUUUCUUCCCGUUUUUCUGAAGUCUAACAAAUGGUUAUAAUAUUAGACAAAUCUUUUUUUCCCCCUUGUUUUAAACAAACUGUUAUGCUUUCUUUUUGACUGUCUUCUAUUUCUGGUUAAAGUUAAAUAAGAAGGGGGAACUUAGACAUCUUAGCAGGCUUUCUGAGGUAAUACUCUUGAAAAAUAAAUAUUUUUUCCCGCUCUGUUAAAUACAACCCUUAGGGUUCAGUCCUUUCACCUUAGGCAAUUUUGGAUUUAGGAUUCUGAGUGGAACUGAAACAAAAAUAUGAUGACCUCACUGAAUCUACUUUUAAAAAAUGGCAAAAAGAGUGAAACUAUGAGCACACUGUUUCCACCAAGAGUGCAUCACAGAUGUCAUCUUUUUCUCCACGUGAUCUGGAUUUGGACAUUUUCAGGGUUUUCAACGCACUGGAUUUUUGCAUAAAGCAAAACUGACUCUAGGAUCAGGAUGAAAGAUGUUAUAAAUUGUACCACUGUAUUCAGUAAUUUCUGAGCACUUGGAAGAUGAGAUUUCUAAUUUAGAUUUUGUAAAUUCUGUUUGGGCAUAUUGAUUUGUUCCUCUUGCACAUGUUACGAUGAAUGCAUGCUAACUGUGUUUUGGCUGUGUAAUACACAGAUACUAGUGAAGAGAAGAACAAAUUUCUGCAUGCAUAAAAACAGUAAGCGCCAACUAGGUGAUGCUCUUGCGGUAUGCUUUUGGAAUCUGUUCUCUAUCCUAAUCAUAAUAAAGCUGAUGCAUACAUGG
Molecule: messenger RNA, 3231 nt
Organism: Numida meleagris (helmeted guineafowl)
Lineage: Eukaryota; Metazoa; Chordata; Aves; Galliformes; Numididae
Gene: PIGK
Product: phosphatidylinositol glycan anchor biosynthesis class K
Exons: 11
Coding region: 1016-2329 (437 amino acids)
Biological process (GO): proteolysis; protein localization to cell surface; attachment of GPI anchor to protein
Cellular component (GO): GPI-anchor transamidase complex
Molecular function (GO): GPI-anchor transamidase activity
Source: RefSeq, a predicted model, not a curated record